Molecule: messenger RNA, 1122 nt
Organism: Verticillium dahliae VdLs.17
Lineage: Eukaryota; Fungi; Ascomycota; Sordariomycetes; Glomerellales; Plectosphaerellaceae
Exons: 3
Coding region: 1-1122 (373 amino acids)
Molecular function (GO): oxidoreductase activity, acting on single donors with incorporation of molecular oxygen, incorporation of two atoms of oxygen; ferric iron binding
Source: RefSeq, a predicted model, not a curated record
AUGCGUCUGACCUCUGUCGCUUCGGGCCUUGCCCUACUCUCCAUUCAGGCAGCUGCCCAUCCUGGCCACGAUCUUUCUGAGGAGAUUGCCGAGCGCCGCGCCUUUCUCGGAAACAUUGAGCGAGCUUCCCUCGCUCACUGCGCCACCAAGCUUCGUGCUCGCGGUGUUGAGCAGCGCAACAUUGAACGUCGCGCUGCCCUUCUUAAGAAUGCCCGUGAGAAGCACGUUGGCGGUGAGUAUGUUCGUCGCAACAUUAUUGAAGAGCAGGAGGGAGUCAACAUCGUCCUCGAUUACCAGGUCAUUGACGUCGACACCUGCGAGCCCGUCCCCAAUGUGUACCUCGAAAUGUGGCACUGCAACUCCACCGGCGUCUACUCCGGCGUGAUUGCCAACGGCAACGGCGACUCGUCUGACGAGAGCAACAUCGACAACACCUGGCUUCGCGGCAUCCAGGAGACCGACAGCGACGGCGUCGCCCAGUUCGAGUCUCUGUUCCCCGGCCACUACACCGGUCGCGCCGCCCAUAUUCACUUGAUGGCGCACACCAACGCCACUCUCCUCGCCAACCAGACUCUCGGCAACGACGUCUACGCCAGCCACGUCGGCCAGGCCUUCUUCGACCAGGACCUCAUCAACGCAGUCGACAAGAUCUCUCCCUACUCCGAGAACACCCAAGACAUGACCUUGAACACCGAAGACAGCAUUCUCUCCGAAGAGGCCCACACCGAGGGCGUUGACCCUCUGAUGGAGUACACGCUGCUCGGCGACUCGGUCGAGGAUGGCCUCUUCGCCUGGCUCGCCUUUGGCAUCAACACCACCGAGUCGUCCAAGGUCACGCCAGCCGUCUUCCUCUACGAGCAGGGUGGUGUCGCCAACUCGGCUUCUGGCGGCGGCGGCGGCUCCGGCGGUCCCCCCAACGGCAACCCCCCCGACGACCUGACCUCCGGCGUAGCCUCCGAUCCCUCCGCCACCGCUACCAGCACCAGCUCCACCACGGCCCUGGCCAGCGAGACCCCCAGCGGCGCCUCGUCCACCCGCCGUGCCAAGUAUGGCGUGGCGCUGCUCGGGCAGCUGUUCGCCGUAUGCAUCGCGGUCGUCUUUGCUAGGAUUGCAUUGGCGUAG